UCAGUUAAUGAACUAGUAACUGUCAAAGAUCACAAUUUCCCAACUGGUUCAAAAAUGAAACUCAUACCUUCUGUUUAUUUAGUCAUUAAUUUAGCUGAUUCAAGUAAUACCCUUCGUACUGGUCGGCUUUUCAUAUUUAUUAGGCCAGAAUAUUUCAUUGGAACUUCAUCAACAACCCAUAUAGUAGAUUUAGAAAGUAUUUUUUCGAAUGAAGAGUUUUCCACUACCCUAAAGAAAAAAGGCAAAGUUAGACCUAUUUGGAUUCUUCUUGUUGAUGGUGGACCUGAUGAAAACCCGAA
This is a messenger RNA of Funneliformis geosporum, 299 nucleotides long. The record is from the annotation of a GenBank genome assembly. Lineage: Eukaryota; Fungi; Glomeromycota; Glomeromycetes; Glomerales; Glomeraceae.